Penicillium cinerascens is the source of this 1224-nucleotide messenger RNA. Its product is annotated as iron-containing alcohol dehydrogenase. Gene Ontology annotation, cellular component: mitochondrion. The coding region runs from base 1 to 1224 and encodes 407 amino acids. Gene Ontology annotation, molecular function: alcohol dehydrogenase (NAD+) activity; metal ion binding. The transcript is spliced from 2 exons. The record is from RefSeq and is a predicted model, not a curated record. Lineage: Eukaryota; Fungi; Ascomycota; Eurotiomycetes; Eurotiales; Aspergillaceae.
AUGCCCGAAACCGUGCGCCCGGCCUUUGAUGGCCAUAGCCGUCCUCAGCUGUCAUAUGGGAUUGAUUUCCCCACCGCAGCCACUCGAUAUGUCACCAACACCAAGGCCUCACGCGUAUACGUAAUCUGCUCGGGUUCUCUUGCGCGCAACACUGAUUCUUUGACGAGACUGACAGCUGCCCUGGGCCCUGAAAGGGUAGCCGGUCAGCGCAUCGGCAUGAAAACACACACUCAGUGGUCUGAAGUCCUGGAAAUCGUGGCCGAUGCACGCAAAGUGAAGGCAGACAUGCUUCUGACGCUGGGUGCGGGGAGCUUGACUGAUGGAGCUAAAAUCGUUGCUUUUGCCCUCGCCAAUGAUGUCAGUACGGCCGAGGACCUUGAAACGCUCGCGGAGGGUUCCAAGAAGCGUGCCGAUGUCGUCGCGUCUACUAUUCCCAUUGUCUCCGUCCCUACAUCACUGUCCGCUGGCGAGUAUUCUGACUUUGCUGGUGGCACCGAGGACCAGUCUCAUCGCAAGUACAUGUUCUACCCUCCACUCCGCGGUCCUGAGUUCGUUAUUCUUGACCCGGAACUGGUGGAGACAACGCCUGAUUCUAUCUGGUUGAGUACUGGAGUGCGUGCCGUUGAUCACUGCGUCGAAACUCUUUGUGCCGUCGGCAUCACUACCCCAGAAUCAGAUGAGCUGGCACGGAAUGCGCUCAGUCGCUUGGUACCGGGUCUCGUGCGGUGCAAAAAGAACCGCGCAGAUCGCGAUGCUUUUCUGCAGUGCCAGCUCGGAUCAGUUGAUGCCAUGGCUGCUUGUACGAUCAUAUCCUUUAAGCUUGGAGCAAGCCACGGUAUUGGACACCAACUCGGGCCUCUCGGUGUUGGCCACGGAGAAACCAGCUGCAUCUGUCUUCCAGCCGUAUGCAAGUUCAAUGCCGCACACAACGCCAACACCGACCGCCAGGCCAGCUUGCGCGACUUUUUGAUUAAAGAUCCAGUAGUCGCUGGAGUGUUGCGCGAGCGCUUGGAUGAUAUUUCAGCCGCCGAUUUAGGGGAUGUCUUAGAUGCAGUGAUCCGCGAGCUUGGAAUGCCCCGGUCACUCGCUGAUGUUGGCAUCGGUCGCGACAAGCUGGACAUGCUAGCGGAGAAUGCUUUGCACGACCCGCUGUGUCAGUCAAACCCGGUCCCAUUGACGGAGAAAUCGCAGGUACUACAGAUUCUCGAGAUGGUAGUGGGAUAG